AUGAACAAUUCUAUUACUUCUUCUGUCGCCAAAGGAAACGAGUUUGAAGCCAAAGUUUUUUGGGUAUUUAAAAGUAUGAAUUUUGACUGUCAAAGAUCCAGAGAACUGGAAGCGCAUCGUGGCCACAGAGUAAGGUUAUUAGGGCCAAGUAAUCGGACUUGUGAACGUCCUUCUCUGUUUUAUUUUAUAUCCGAAAGCUUGAACGUUGGAACUCCGAUGUCGGAUGGUGAUGGCGGUGUGGAUAUUUGGGGAAAUUACAUGCAGUGUUUGAUCCUUGUUCAAUGUAAGAAUUAUUCGAAUAAAAAAGUUGAAGUUGGUGAAGUUCGCGACUUUGAGGGAGUUUUGUCGAGAUAUCCAAGGGACACAACAAUUGGGAUUUUCAUAACAUCUAUCAGAGAUGGUUAUUCUGGUCGUGCCGUAGAAAGAAUGCAAUCAUCAGAAUAUAACGAAUAUAUUUGA
Molecule: messenger RNA, 459 nt
Organism: Funneliformis geosporum
Lineage: Eukaryota; Fungi; Glomeromycota; Glomeromycetes; Glomerales; Glomeraceae
Source: the annotation of a GenBank genome assembly